UCCAUCUGAAGGCACAGUUAAAGAAACAAACAUUCCAUAAUUCUGAUUAAUUGCAAGGCAUUUAGAAGACUUGGGCAGGCAGAAGUGUAAGUUUUACGCGCUCCGAAUCCUUACUUUUUGAAAAAUGGGCUGUCUUGAGCUUCAAACAAUUCCCUUUCCUCCGACUUUAGCAACGUUUAAGUUUUGUCAUCUGCCGAGGAAACGAAUGAGGAAGGAAGCAUUGGUUAAAUCCCGCCAUUCAUCGUCACUCAGCUGCGCUAAGGAGCUUGAAUCAGUUUGUUCAGUUAAAAAGAAUGAAGCAAAAAUGGUCUUAACCGGGAGCUUAAUGGUUUUCUGGUUAGUUUGUUUUCAGUUAUCAAUAAGGUUGCGUUUCACAGGUUUUAUACUCUCUUGGAUUGGCAUGCGACAGAUGCAAUGCCUUCGGUGCUUCCUAGUUUUAUUCAUGAAUAUCUUGUUAUUUUCUCUUGCAAUUGCAUUGCCCCUUCAGCAUCAAUCACAUCCUUUGAUGAUUAAUGUUGGGGCCCUUCUAUCGCUAAAUUCAACAAUUGGGAGGAUCAGCAAGAUUGCUUUAGAAUUUGCUGUACAAAGAAUUAACCAAGAACAAAAGAUAUUACGUGGUACAAAUAUAUUGUUGAAGAUUAUGGACUACAAUUGUAACACUUUACAAGGUGUUACUGCAGCAAUGAAGUUACUUGAAGAAGAAGUGGUUGCCAUAGUAGGGCCUCAAACAUCAGCUGUAGUCCAAUCAAUUGGUAAGGUGGCAGAAGCAGUUCGUGUUCCCUUGGUUUCAUUCUCAGCAACAGAUCCAUCACUAUCACGAAUACAGUAUCCUUAUUUCACAAGGGUGGUAUUUAACGACGACGUGCAGAUGACAGCAGUUGCUAGCAUUAUUGGCAAUCAUGGAUGGAAAGAGGUAGUGGUUUUAUUCACAGAUGACAAUCUUGGGUGGAAUGCUAUUGAUUCCUUAAGUGGUGCACUAGAGCCCUAUAAAUGUAAAAUUUUGUACAAAGUAGCACUUCAUCCCAAUCUAGAUGUGUUAGAACUGUACCAUAAUCUAAUUCAACUACAGCACAUAAAAUCUAAAGUAUUUGUAGUCCAUAUGCAACCUAGUUUUGGGCAAAGUGUACUUUCUGCUGCCCAUAACUUGAGCUUGCUUGAUGGAGGUCACGUGUGGAUAACCACAGAUGCAAUUACAAGGACUUUGGAUGCAGUAUCCUCUGAUGUUGAUCUCUGGAAGGAGUUUCAUAGCAUUGUUGGUGUGAGAAGCUAUAUGCCAAUGUCUUCAAAGCUUAAAUCUGUUCAAUCUGAAUUGAGGAGCAAGCUGGGAGACAAACAUGUAACAGAUCGAUCACUACAAGCAUAUGGAUUUUAUGCAUAUGAUGCAAUAUGGACAGUUGCAAAAGCUCUGCAUGAUUUCUUGGGAAAGCAUAGAAAUUUGUCUUUUACGCAUGCUUCUUUGCAUGCAGCUGCAAGCGGAAGAGUUGGUAUAUCAAAGUUUAAGGUAUUUGAAAAUGGACAGUUUCUUUUAAAUGAGAUUUUGAAUGUUAAAUUUUCAGGUGCAACAGGACUUGUGAAACUGGAUACAAGAGGGGAACGAGUGGGCACUUGCUUUCAAGUUGUGAAAUUUACUCACAAGAAACUGCUUAUUGUUGGGAAGUGGAAAGAAAAAACUGGAUACUAUCCAAUUCUUUCAGAUGUAAAUGGCAAGGGUAUUGGUCACAUAGUAUCUGGGGCAGCUACAAGGUAUCAAAGUGUGAGUCAUGAUAUUUGGUCUAGAGGUCAUUCCAAAAAUCCUCAUGACUGGUAUUCUCAAAAAUAUUUAAGGCCUCUGCGGGUUGCAUUUCCUAAAGAUGCCAUGCAGAGAGGGUUAGUCUCUGCUACAGUAGACAGGAGCAAUGCAACAAAUUUUCAUGGUUUCAUUAUAGAUGUAUUUGAAGCUGCUAUUGCAUAUCUUCCUUAUAAUGUCAGUUAUACUUUUAUACCUCUUGGGAAUGGAAACUCAACCCUCAAUAUUGACUAUCUUCUCGAGAAGAUUGCUGACCAGGAAUAUGAUGCGGCAAUAGGAGAUAUACCUAUCACACCAGCUCGCUUGCAAAGAGUUGAUUUUACACAACCUUAUGUAACAGCUGGGCUGGUUGUUGUAGUUCGUCAGAAGGGUUAUUCCUCAGAGAAAGCAUGGUCUUUCUUGAAACCAUUUACACCAGCUCUGUGGUUUACAAUGCUGGCUUUUGUCGUUUUCACAGGAUUAGUUGUUUGGGUGCUUGAGCAUAGAAAAAACAAGCAAUUUAAAGGCAGGCUAAAGCAACAAGUUGGCACGUCUAUUUGGUUCAGUUUUUCAACUCUCUUCUUUGCUCAAAGUGAGAAAGUGAUAAGCGUUCGUGGGAGGAUUGUUGUGAUCGUUUGGCUCUUUGUACUACUGAUAGUUACUUCAAGCUACACUGCAAAUCUUACAUUACUUCUUACUGUUGAUCAAAUAAAGCCAGAUUUUCAAGGAAUUUCUGAAGUGCUAGCAAGUGAUGUUCCUAUCGGCUUCCAAGCUGGUUCCCAUACGGGGGAAUAUCUCAACAAGCUGGGUGUGACUAAAGACAGACUUGUACCUUUGCAAAAUAUUUCUAGCUAUACAAAAAUGCUAUCCAAAGGACCAAAAGCAGGUGGUGUUGGGGCAAUUGUAGAUGACCUUCCACAUGCACAGUUGUUUUUGUCCUCAGAAUGUGAAUUCAGGAUUUAUUACGAGAAGUUUACAUCAAGUGGCUGGGGAUUUGCAUUUCAAAAGGGAUCAAAGUUAACUGUGGAUGUUUCUUCUGCAAUCUUGGGGUUGGAAGAAAAUGGAGAACUACAACGAAUUCAUGAAAAGUGGUUUGGUUCUUCCCCUUGUGAUUCUACAUAUUCCACAGAAUCAAAUCAGCUUGGAUUGGACUCCUUUUGGGGUCUCUUUCUAGUUACUGGAUUGGUAUCUGUCACUUCUGUAAUCUAUUAUUUUAAAUCUCAUUUAUUUUCCUUAAUGAAAAAAACUGUUAGAUGUGAUCGUUAAAUGACCAGCCUCAGUAUAUGACAUUAUUCUGAGAAAUUUAUAAUCGUAAUUAAUUCUUUAAGGUGACCAGCAAUGAAUGUUAUACCAUAUCUAAGAUGCAUACAAUUAAAUUUUUAGAAUAGAUUGACCCAAGCGGCAACUAUUGUGCAUACUUAGAAAUGCUUUCAAUGAAGACUUCAGUUGAAAUUUACUAUGGCUUUUUCCCUACCCAAUUUUGAAGGUAGUAAAGCUGCUAUGCUACGUUAUUAGGCUUUUAGUAUUAUAUUUCAGCCCUAGUU
This is a messenger RNA of Cryptomeria japonica (Japanese cedar), 3309 nucleotides long. Its product is annotated as glutamate receptor 3.3. Bases 125 to 3031 code for a protein of 968 amino acids. The transcript has 8 exons. Gene Ontology annotation, molecular function: ligand-gated monoatomic ion channel activity; signaling receptor activity. The record is from RefSeq and is a predicted model, not a curated record. Gene Ontology annotation, cellular component: plasma membrane. Lineage: Eukaryota; Viridiplantae; Streptophyta; Pinopsida; Cupressales; Cupressaceae.